CAGCCAAACGAUCAAGUUUGAUUUUAGAGUAGAGUCGAGUCGAAAAAGAGAAACUCAAGUAAAUUAAAGCUAAUUAAAGCAAAGCCGUUGUUUUAUUCAAAGCGUUAAAAGUCAGAAAAAGACAUAUUAUAAAUAAGUAAAUAAGAAAUCAUCCAAGUUAAUUUUUGUGCGACUUAAGUUGCCUCUAAAAUGGCUGAAGCUCAUUCUGCCGUGGCAUUCUCCUUCGCCAUCACCCAUGAAGGAUUCGAUAUCAAUUAUGACCAAGAGGUUUUAAACCUUGUCUGGAACUCCGGAGUGCGAUCGUGGAAAAAGCGUUUGGCCCGUGCCCGGAACGGAAUUCGUAAUGGUGUCUAUCCGGCGCAUAUACAGAGUCUUUGGCUCAUCACGGCCAUUGCCAUGGGGCUACAUUUUUCUGGAUUUGCAGUUCCAUUCAAUCUUGUUCAUCAUAUUCUGGUGCAUCUACCCGCUAAUACAGUCAAUUGGCAAGUGACCGCUUGUUUUUUUGCAGCACUGAUUGUCUGGCUUUCUAUAUGUUUUACCAUGCGUUAUACGCUCAAAUUACUGCUUAUGUACAAAGGUUGGAUGUAUGAGUCCAGAGCGCCGGGCAGCAAGGUGACUUUAAAAACGAAAAUAUGGGCUGCAGUCGUGAAAAUACUCUCCAGCUGGAACACGCCUGGUCUGUAUAGCUUUCAGGGCUCUCUACCCAGGCUGCCUGUACCAGCGUUGCAUGACACAAUGCAGCGUUAUUUACGUUCUGUACGUCCUUUGUUGGAUGAUGAGAAUUACGUUCGUAUGGAGCGUUUAGCGAACGAGUUUGAGAAUACAAUCGGCAAAAAAUUGCAAUGGUACUUAAAAUUGAAAAGUUGGUGGGCUACCAACUACGUUUCGGAUUGGUGGGAAGAAUACGUUUAUCUCCGCGGACGUAGUCCUUUGAUGAUCAACAGCAACUUUUAUGGUACAGAUGCUAUUUUCAUGAAUUUGACUAGUAAUCAAGCAGCUCGUGCGGCGAAUGUUGUAUACUUGUUGUUGGGGUUCCGGCGUCUCAUCGAACGCCAAGAAUUGCAGCCGAUAAUGGUGCAAGGUAUGAUACCGCUUUGUUCAUGGCAAUAUGAGCGCACUUUUAAUACUGUACGGGUGCCCGGUCUAGAAACUGAUCGCAUUGUUCAUUAUCGCGAUUCAAAUCAUAUCGUUGUGCUCCAUAAAGGGCGUUACUUUAAGGUGAUUAUCUAUUUCAAGGGACGUAUACUAAGGCCAUGUGAAAUUCAAAUUCAAAUUGAAGAGAUACUGAACUCUAAAGCCACACCAUUGCCGGGCGAGGAACAUUUGGCAGCAUUAACAUCCAUGAAUCGUUCGAAGUGGGCUGAGAUACGUAACGCAAACUUCUCGCGGGGCGUAAACCGCGUUUCUCUCAACAUCAUCGAAUCGUCUGCUUUUGUAUUGUCAUUAGACGAUGAGCCUUUUGAAUUUGAUUUGGCACAACCGGAAUUGCUUGAUAAAUUUGGCAAGACAUUAUUGCAUGGAAAUGGAUAUAAUAGAUGGUUUGAUAAGAGCUUUACUGUGUGCGUCGGUACAAAUGGACGCGUGGGCUUUAAUGCUGAGCAUACUUGGGCCGAUGCUGCUGUUAUGGCUCACUUAUGGGAGAAUCUUGUUAUGGACGAUGCCGCCACAAAUGGGGCUGAUGCACCGGUUAUGGGUCAUCUUUGGGAAUAUAUGUUCGGUGAUGAUUUAUAUGGAUAUGACGAGGCCGGAAAUGCAAAGGGCAUUCCUGAAUUUCAGCCACCAUCUCCUACGCGAUUAAAUUGGGAACUAACUGCUUUGCAACCACAGAUUGAAGAGGCGACAUUGGAUGCUACCAAGCUAAUAAAUGACGUGGACUUACGCAUUCUGGUUCACAACGAGUAUGGAAAGGGUUUCAUGAAGAAGUGUCGAUUGUCACCCGACGCGUAUAUCCAAAUGGCUCUCCAGCUGGCCUACUAUCGUGACGCUGGUCGAUUCUCGUUAACAUACGAAGCAUCUAUGACUCGUUUAUUCCGCGAAGGUCGAACAGAAACUGUGCGGCCAUGCACGAUUGAAUCAGCGGCUUGGGUGAAAGCAAUGGAGGAUAAAAAUUCAACAAAUGAGGAGAGGAUAAAGUUAUUGCAAAAGGCAUGUAAGCGUCAUCAACUUGGCUAUCAGGAUGCUAUGUGUGGAAAAGGUAUCGAUCGUCAUCUAUUUUGUCUUUACGUCGUUUCUAAAUAUUUGGAGGUGGACUCGCCAUUCCUCAAUGAGGUAUUGAGCGAGCCGUGGCGCUUGUCAACAAGUCAAACACCUCACGGCCAAACCCCGAAAAUGGAUUUAAAGAAGCAUCCAAACUGCAUAAGUUCAGGCGGAGGUUUUGGGCCAGUUGCCGACGACGGCUAUGGUGUAUCAUACAUCAUAGCAGGCGAAAACUUAAUCUUCUUCCACAUAUCAGCUAAAUUAAACUGCAAACAGACGGAUGUUCAUCGAUUUGCAGAAAAUAUUUGUAAGGCUUUAUCCGAUAUUCGUGAAAUAUUCGAGAAACACUUUAAAAAGCAAAUGUGCCAAGAAGAAAAUAAUACCAACAACGGUACUGCCUCAACAAAGCCACAUAAGGCGAAAGUAGUAAAAUAAAAUUAUAUAAUGAAAUUAAUAUUAGAAUUUGCAAAAUAAUAUAGUAAUUGUUAAAAUAUGAUAGAUGAUCUGUAUCAUAAUAUUUUUUUUGUAUAGCAUAAGUCGGAGCGAUUGAGUCAAAUUACUAAUUUUCUCAAACCGUAAGCAAUUUUAAGCUUAUUUGUAAGCCUAUUUUUAAGAAAGUGAAUAAAAGAUCCAAUUAUGCAGCUUAA
This is a messenger RNA of Anastrepha obliqua, 2843 nucleotides long. RefSeq names its product carnitine O-palmitoyltransferase 1, liver isoform (gene whd). The coding region runs from base 190 to 2631 and encodes 813 amino acids. NCBI's taxonomy places the organism in Eukaryota, Metazoa, Arthropoda, Insecta, Diptera, Tephritidae. The transcript is spliced from 10 exons. Gene Ontology annotation, molecular function: carnitine O-palmitoyltransferase activity. Gene Ontology annotation, biological process: fatty acid metabolic process; carnitine metabolic process. Gene Ontology annotation, cellular component: mitochondrion. The record is from RefSeq and is a predicted model, not a curated record.